AUGAAUCGUCAAAGAGCAGACCGACCAAAAACUCCCGGUCGUACAUCUACGAGCGGUCACANNACCUCACAAUUCAAGGCCAACACUUACCAUGCGAUUCCUCAAACACCUACCAGACCUGGCACUCUCGCCUAUCGCGACGGCGUGGAGAUCAAACGUGACGUAUGGCAGCCUGGCGAUGGCAAUGGUGUGAGAGACAGCGAGUUUCCCAACAAUAGAUUGUUCAAGGAGAGAUAUCGCUUCUUCCAAAGUGAUAUUGGUUCCAUUGAGCGCGGGAUCAACUCACCUCCGCAUUUUGUCGCCCUUGACGACAAAGCUGUGUGGGACAUCGUCAUAUCCAAGAAAUAUACAGCAAAAGAGAGGGCUACGUUCUGGUCUCUCGACUUUAUGGCAAAUGGUGUUCUCAGAGGCAGCAGACGCCACAAAGGAAGACCAGCUGUGGUUGCCAGCGAAGCUGACGGGCAUGUCGAGGGAGGGAAAUCCCAGAAUGUUGGGUCUGUGCCGUGGAUCAUGGCGGGCAGCAAACCAAACAUGAAGAACUACUACCUCUGUGGAGAGAAGGGUGGUUACAAAGAAGCUGUUUUCGACACAUCCACAGUCAGGACCGGUGCUGUGAACCGUACGGCACCGCCCGAAGGAAGCCGUAACGGCGGCAACAGGACAGAGUAUGCAAGAGCAGUUGCCACUACGAAUCUUAACAAUGGAAGCAAGACAGAGUAUGCUGCCAAGCGAAAGGCUGACCAGCCUCUAAAUCCUCGACACGAUCGUCCUAAAGUCGGUAAGUAUCUGCACUCAACACCAUCUCCAGAAUGGCCUGGCGGCGUGAGGCGUCUGAACAAACCUCCAGUAGCAAGAUCUGUCGGUAGAAACGAAGUCGACCCUCCUAGUGGCUCAGAAUGGUCCCCUGCGACAAGAGUCGGCGGAAAGACUGUCUAUGCACGCUACGAUUACGGCGAAGAAGGACCUCAACGCAUCAACGGUCGUCUUGUAGCAUCUAGUGCGCGAACUCCGUAUGCUCGAACACCACAUGCGGAUGGUGCGAAAAACCCAUUCCCAAAUCACUCGAUGAGCGCACGAACUCCGUACCAUGGAUCAUCAUUCGAAGCAAAGACUCCAGGUCCACAANCCCCAUUGAGUGCACCAAUCCCCUAUUACGGCGUAAGUGAAGCACAGCCGAAUCAACAACCGCUUUGGCAGGAUGUGAAGAGAAUGGGAGAGGAGCUCGAACAGGCGAAGGGCAUCUUGCGUAUGCGAGAUGAGGAGAUCUCAAAUCUCAAGGCACAGAUCAAUGUCGUGGACACAGACAAACGUCGCACACAACAGGCAGUCGACACAACGGCAACCAAGGACGACGAGAUCCAAAGGUUGAAGGGGGGAGAUAAUGGGGUUGAAGCGGUCUUUGCGCUGAGAGUGAAGUUGAAGCGGGACACCACUGAGUCAAUUCACAUAUCUGCACACUGGCCGUUCAAGCGUCGGGAGAUUGAUAAAUUGCAGUCUUUGGACAAGUUACCAGGCAGCAUUUGA
Molecule: messenger RNA, 1524 nt
Organism: Aureobasidium vineae
Lineage: Eukaryota; Fungi; Ascomycota; Dothideomycetes; Dothideales; Saccotheciaceae
Source: the annotation of a GenBank genome assembly